Messenger RNA from Pieris macdunnoughi, 1602 nucleotides. Lineage: Eukaryota; Metazoa; Arthropoda; Insecta; Lepidoptera; Pieridae. The record is from the annotation of a GenBank genome assembly.
AUGGAGAAAGGUGAUCGCGUUUCAGAAUAUUUGUUCGCGAAGAUGGGCCCAGGGGACCGGGGGCCGAAGACCACAGACCCCAGGUCUGCUGCUGCCGCAGUGGAAUAUACCGGGUUGAGGAAGUGGUUUAUAGAUAAUACACUUCUGGUUGUGACCUUGGCUGGCGUAUUGAGCGGCAUUGCUAUAGGUUUCGGUUUCCGACCUUAUCACCUGGGUGCCGAUGCUCUCAUGAUAAUUUCAUAUCCUGGAGAAUUGUUCAUGAGGCUCUUAAAACUCAUGAUUCUACCUCUGGUGAUAGCCAGUCUCAUUGCUGGUUCGGCCAGUCUCAAUGCCAAGAUGAGUGGUAAAAUCGCUCUAAGAACCUUAUCCUACUUUGUAUUAACAUCAAUGUUCAAUGCUUUUCUGGGAGUGGUUUUGGCGGUGUUGAUUCACCCAGGUGAAUCUUAUUUGAAAGAUAUUUCUGGGACAUCAGUUCAGAAGAGCGACCAUAGUAUAUUAGACAGUCUUCUGGAUAUCGGUCGAAACAUCUUCCCAGAUAACAUAGUACAGGCUGCAUUUCAGCAAGCGCAUACCGUUUAUGUCCAGCCCCAGACAAUGUUAUCAAAUAAUGGUACAGAUAAUGGCACACAACCAGCCUUGGUUAGAGUAGUUCAAUAUAGGUCGGGAACAAAUACAUUAGGUUUAGUAUUUUUCUGCUUAGUAUUUGGCAGUUUAUUAGGCACCCUCGGAGCAAAAGGGCAAGUUGUUGUGGAUUUCUUCCAGGCGAUAUUCGAGGUGAUCAUGAAAAUGGUGACAGGUGUAAUGUGGUUCACACCUGUGGGUGUGAGCAGCGUUAUUGCUGGAAAGAUUCUUGGUGUCGAUAAUGUUGCGCAAGUGAUGUCGCAACUCGCCUGGUUCAUAACAACAGUUACGAUUGGCGUAUUCUUUUAUCAGCUCAUAGUGAUGCAAUUACUUUACUUUCUUUUCCUUAGAAGAAACCCAUACAAGUUCUAUUGGGGAUUAUCUCAUGCUAUGUUGACGGCUUCGGCCACCGCAUCCACUGCAGCAGCGUUACCUAUAACAUUCCGUGCGAUGGAAGGGCCGCUACAUAUCGACUCCCGUAUUACCCGAUUCGUUCUGCCUAUAGGCUGUAACAUAAAUAUGGACGGUACAGCUCUCUUUCUAGCAGUUGCCAGUGUCUUUAUAUGCCAGAUGAAUAAUAUGCAUAUGGGAUUUGCUCAACUGGCAACUAUAUUCUUAACAUCAACGGCGACUUCAUUAUCAUCAGCGUCAGUUCCGUCGGCAGCAAUGGUACUCCUCCUCGUGGUGCUGGCUGCAGUGGAUGCACCAACACAAGAUGUUUCGCUGUUAUUCGCCGUCGACUGGCUGGUUGACAGGAUACGGACUACAAACAAUAUGUUGGGAGAUUGCUACACAGCGGCUAUUGUGGAACACCUAUCAAAACAUGAAUUGAUGGCUUGUGACGCUGCAUCUAUGGAACCAGUAGCUACGAAUGGUACUUUACAGACCACAACAACAGACUUAGAUAUAGUUUCAUCGAAGAAGUCCUUAGAGUCCGAUGAUGUUGUUAUAGACAUGCAUUUAGGUAAUAAUAAGAGUUAG